Molecule: messenger RNA, 2655 nt
Organism: Botrytis fragariae
Lineage: Eukaryota; Fungi; Ascomycota; Leotiomycetes; Helotiales; Sclerotiniaceae
Product: putative exosome complex exonuclease rrp protein
Exons: 4
Coding region: 1-2655 (884 amino acids)
Biological process (GO): TRAMP-dependent tRNA surveillance pathway; nuclear polyadenylation-dependent antisense transcript catabolic process; nuclear polyadenylation-dependent snRNA catabolic process
Cellular component (GO): nuclear exosome (RNase complex); nucleolus
Molecular function (GO): nucleic acid binding; nucleotide binding; 3'-5'-RNA exonuclease activity
Source: RefSeq, a predicted model, not a curated record
AUGGCAGAAGAUACACAGGAUUUCAAGUCCUUACAAGAUGAAGUUCAAGCUGCUCUCGUAACAACCGUCAAAACUGCCGGUCAUAUAGCAUCAGAAGAUCUCGGCUUUCAUCGAUCAUUAAAUCCUGAAGUGGGAAGUGCUCUCGACGAACAGAAUGCGCGCUUGCUCGCACUUGCCAAUCAGUUGCUCAAGUCUGCAGCUUCUGUCUCAGGUAUCCAGGUACCAAUUUUAGAAGAUGUCGACGACGUUGAUAACAAUUGGCGCGGUGUUGUGGAUGUUGUGGAUUCCUUACUCGAAAAAACGGAUACUUGCCUUGACGAAUAUACUGGAAUUAUCAAAAGGAAACAAGUGGAAGAGACUUCUGCGACAAUGAAAUCCCAGAAACGACCUCUCGACAAUUCGCUCCGUACACAAAACCUUGUGAAGCCACAACUCGCAUUCGAGGUCAAACCUGACAAUGAGAAUACAUCGCCAUGGCUGCCUCUACUUAAGACCAAACCGCACGCGAAAGUGUCAUUAGAGGAUAGUCUUGGAAUGAUUACAAACGAAUACGACCAAAAACAGUAUGACUACUUUAAUUUUAUUCCCCUCGCAUUACUCCCAGAUUCCCCGCGUGAAGGAAAGAAGCUGGAAGACUUAAGCAAGUCGGCCAGGGCCAGUCGCUCCAAAGCAAAACGGGAAAAACUAAGAAGGCAUCAGGAAAUGGGUUCCACUAUAAGAUUUACUAACAAGCAAUUCAGGUAUAAACACCCUUAUGAAACGGAAAUCUUACAAUUACAAUACCCGAGCGCUAUGUACGAGAAGGCGGAACCAAUAAAAUAUCUACCCGUUGAAAGUACGUCUGCGAAAUUUGUUGAUACCUACGAGGGCGUUCUGGAGAUGUUGGAAGAGCUCAAAGGUGCUACGGAAAUCGCAGUCGACCUGGAACAUCAUGAUACUCGUUCAUAUGUUGGACUCGUGUCUUUAAUGCAAAUCAGUACUCGCGAAAAGGAUUGGAUUGUCGAUACUCUCAAGCCAUGGAGACAACAGCUUCAAGUACUCAAUGAAGUUUUCGCCGAUCCAAAUAUAAUCAAGGUCUUCCACGGUGCGUAUAUGGAUAUUGUAUGGCUCCAACGCGACCUCGGCCUAUAUGUAGUUGGCUUGUUCGAUACACAUUAUGCAUGCAGAAGGUUGGGAUUUGCUGGAGGAAGCUUAGCCUUCUUAUUAAAGAAGUACAUUGAUUUUGACGCCGACAAGAAAUACCAAUUAGCAGAUUGGCGAAUUAGGCCACUUCCCGAAGAGAUGUUCUUUUACGCUAGAGCUGACACGCAUUUCCUUCUUUACAUCUUUGACAAUUUGCGAAAUGAGCUACUUGACGCACCUGAUGUUGAAACGCCUGAUGCAGAGGAACCCGUAGUAACUUCGAUGGAUAUAGUCUUACAAAAGUCUAAAGAGACUUCGUUACUUCGAUAUGAGCGGCAGCUAUACAAUGCAGAAUCUGGAAAAGGGCCAGGAGGAUGGUUUUCACUAAUUUACAAAACGCCUGCUCUGUUAAGUAGUGAGCAAUUCUCAGUAUUCAAAGCUGUGCACGCCUGGAGAGAUCAGAUAGCAAGAAAGGAUGAUGACAGCAUUAAUUUCGUCAUGUCAAAUUCAGUUGUUGUCAAUCUAGCCAAAUUCAUGCCCAUGGAUAUGAUAGCCUUACUCAGUAUCAUUCGACCAAUAUCUCACAGCGUAAAAUCGCGUACUGGGGAACUCUUGGAAGUUAUCAAGGCGGCAAAGGAAAACGGAAAAGAUGGUCCAAAGUCGAUAGACGUCCUCAGAAAAUCACCGGAUUCUGCCGCAACCCCGAAAUCCAACACUGGAGCGAAAUCCACAUCGCAAAAGCUAUCCAAACUUGAUGUUACACCGGUAGACAAAACCGAACUUACAACGGAGACAUCCUCUUUCUGGGGAGGUGCAUUUGGAAGCAGUAUAUGGGAGCCCUCAACCACAACUCCGGAUCAAGAUAGCAUGAGACUCGCAAUACCCUUACCUCAAUUAUCGGAAGAAGUUUUCGCCGAAACAAGUACACCUCUUACCGAUCGAUCCCGUAUGGUCAUGCCCGAAGCACAGACGCCUGUUGCAACACCCACACCUAGUAAAGUAAAAGACGAACCAUUUGUUCUCAAGCGAGGCUCAAAGAGAAAGAGCGAGACCAUCACAGAUCCCGAUGAAGACCAGAAGGCUACCGGGGACUACGACAUUUCUCUUGACUAUACCUCCUCCGCCGAAGCCGAAAGACGUCGAGCUAAAUUUGCAAAAAUGGAGGAGAAACGAUUGAGAAAACAACAGAAGAAAGAAGCAGCUCAGGAACUCAAGGCAGCGGCACAAGAACGUAAAGCAGAAGAAGAGGAAUCCGAUAAUCAAGAAGGAGAAGAAGACGUAGAGAAAUCGGAAGCAGAACAAGCGGACGAAGAACAAGGACAAGAAGAUGAGGAAGAGGAUUUCGAUUACAGUAAAGCGGAUUCGGUACUUAAUUCCAAAAAGGAUAAGAAAGACAAAGGUGGAAAGGGUGGAAAGGGAAAGAAAGAAAAGAAACCGUUUGACCCAUAUCAGAAGAGUAGUAAUGCGGAGAAGGGAAUGAGAAGAGUGCAAAAUGGGGAGAGGGGUGGACGAAGUGCGACUUUCAAGAAGUGA